Ahaetulla prasina is the source of this 1928-nucleotide messenger RNA. It is a transcript of the gene IL1R2, whose product is annotated as interleukin 1 receptor type 2. Lineage: Eukaryota; Metazoa; Chordata; Lepidosauria; Squamata; Colubridae. Gene Ontology annotation, molecular function: interleukin-1 binding; interleukin-1, type II, blocking receptor activity. The transcript is spliced from 9 exons. The record is from RefSeq and is a predicted model, not a curated record. Bases 86 to 1315 code for a protein of 409 amino acids.
GGAAAUUUCCCUUGCGUUUUCUCUGGGGUAUUUAAGAUCAUCUACUCUUCUCUUGUAGUUAUCUGGAUAUUUCUAAGGCCAGACAAUGAAGAGCUACAGGUCUCCAUAUGUCAUCCACGAUUUUUCUCUUUUCUGUUUCAUAUGGAAAGUGGUGCCCAGACUCCUGUGCAUUUUCAGUGCUAAUAUGCUCAACAUUUCUGCCUUCCGAAUCCAUCGUGUGGAAAGUGCAGAUGACUGCCAAGAUCACACCACAUACUCCUGGCCUACUUUUGUCCUGGAAGGAGAACCCACGGUCCUAAAAUGUCUACAAUACAAAAAUACAAAGCCUUUUGAUCUGCCCCUUAACCUGACUUGGAAGAAAAAAGGUUCAUCAACUAUUAUCCCUGCAGGAUUCAAGAGUCCAAGAAUAAUGUCACAAGAAGAUGCUGUCUGGCUUUUACCAACCAUUCUUCAAGACAGUGGGGAAUACAUCUGCACUCGAAGGAAUUCCUCUUACUGUGCUAAAGUGUCAAUGCAUUUAAAAGUUGUCAAGAGAAAUGAAACCAAUAAUAUUUCCUAUCCUCAGAAGGCAUUCCUGCUUAGUUCCGGAAAGAUAGUUUGUCCUAAUCUAGAAAAUUUUAUACAAAACAAUACUAAUUAUGAACUCAAGUGGUACAAGGACUCUAUACGUCUGAACAUGGAUAAUAAGAAGUUUGUAGCUGUGAAUGGCACUAAUUAUCUCUUGAUCAAUCCUAUUUUGAUGAAUGAUUCAGGCUAUUAUACUUGUGAAAUGACCUUUGAGUUUGAAAAGGAACAAUAUAAUAUUACCAGAACUAUUCAGCUACAGAUACUUGAACAAAAGAAAAAAAAUGUCCCCGUGAUUGUCAAUCCAGAUGAAGGGAUUACAUCAGCAGUUCUCGGUUCUCAACUCACCAUCCCCUGUAGAGUUUUUAUUGGAGCAAAUAAUCAUUCUGAUGUUGAUGUCUGGUGGCUGGCUAACAACAGUUAUAUACAAAACAUUUAUCCAGACAGAAGGGUUAAGGAAGGAGAAACUGGGCAAUUUGUAGAAAAUAACAACAGAUCUAUUGAGGUGCAAUUGAUCUUUGACUCCAUCACAGAAGCCGAUUUUCAUACUGAUUUCAGAUGUGUGGCACAAAACGGUGGUGGGAAUCGUGUGCAAACAGUGACAGUCACGGAAAAAAAGAGAGAACGCGAGUUGUCUUGGUACUUGGCAGUUACUCCUGUGGCUCUGGCUAUUCUCAUCAUAGGAGGAGUGUAUUUGAGUAAAUGCUGGAAGCAAAGAUCUAACAAGGGUUAUGUUGUGGCCAACUCCUAAUGAAUAUACUUUUAUUUCUUAUAUAUAUUUUAUUUUAACAUCCUAAAUGAUUUUCUCAUCUGUCCUAAGAUAUCUAGAAUCCUUUCGGUUGUAAAGAGAAAUGAAGUUGGUGUUCUGAUGCUUGUUAAAGGAAAUCUAAUGCAAGUUCCUAAAAUAGCAAAAAUAUAAUAACUGUAUUUUUUUAAUGUUAUUUCUAAUUUUCUAUUUUUUACUGAAAUCUGAUACAGAAAAGGAACUUUAAUAGUAAACAUGAAUCAGCUACUAUCUUAUUUAGGUUUUAUAUUAAUGGGGGUAUGUGUGCAUAUUUUAUAAAUUGCAUUGAAUUUUUUUUAAAAAAAUAUGAUUAAAUUUAAAACAAAGAGAGAUGGCAGAGAAAAGAGAGAGAGAGACUUUCAGUGACUAUAAAAGCCAUAUUUCUUUUAAAAAACCUAACGAAAUUAAUCUUCCAAGGAAAAAAAAUUACAUUGUGAACCUACCAUUGUUAUAAUUCCAAUUUUUCACUUUAGUACCAAAACCUUAUUUUAUAUUUGUUAUUGCAAGUUAUGCAAAUUAUAUGUUAAUUAUAAUGUCUGAUUUUUUUGAAUUUUGGAAGCCAGUAAGGUAUUAAAGCUGA